Penicillium verhagenii is the source of this 1608-nucleotide messenger RNA. Its product is annotated as asparagine--tRNA ligase SLM5. Gene Ontology annotation, cellular component: mitochondrion. The transcript has 3 exons. Gene Ontology annotation, biological process: asparaginyl-tRNA aminoacylation. Lineage: Eukaryota; Fungi; Ascomycota; Eurotiomycetes; Eurotiales; Aspergillaceae. Gene Ontology annotation, molecular function: ATP binding; asparagine-tRNA ligase activity. The record is from RefSeq and is a predicted model, not a curated record. The coding region runs from base 1 to 1608 and encodes 535 amino acids.
AUGCAAUGGCGACGAACCUUCACAACGUCUGUCAUCAGACUAAAUCAUAGUGCGACAGCUAGAUCUCGUUUUCCAGUACUGCGAUGUGCCCAGAUUCUUCAAUCAGGCCCGAAAGAUGCACCCUGCAGCUUGGAGGACCAGGAGAUCCAGGUCAACGGUUUCAUUCGUUCUCUUCGCAAACAGAAGAAAUUUGCCUUUGCCGGGAUCUCGGAUGGUUCCAGUGUUGAUCUAGUACAGGCACUCUUGAAACCAGAGCUAGCAGUGGAUCUAUCCACGGGGUCUGCAGUUACAAUGACUGGAAUAUGGAAGGCUUCCCCACCCGGUAAAACGCAAACCCAUGAAUUGCAAGUGACUGGCGUGGAAAUGGUUGGCGCAAUGGACCCAGAGACAUAUCCUAUUCAACCGAAAUACCAAAGCCCCGAUUUCCUGCGCCAGAUUCCUCAUCUCCGUUUGCGAACAACCUUAAACUCGGUGCUUGCCCGGUUCCGUUCCGAGUGUCUAUUCCAGCUAGGCAAUGUCUUUCAUUCAUACCCCAGUGGUCCAUUUGCACAGGUGCAGCCACCGAUAAUUACCUCUUCUGAUUGUGAAGGAGCGGGCGAAACAUUCACCUUGCUCCCGCGCGGCGCUACCGCCGAUACCGAAACUGACCACUUCUUCCGGUCGCCAAAAUAUCUUACAGUUUCGUCUCAACUACAUCUUGAAGCCUAUGCUGCAGAACUUGGUAAUGUUUGGACACUGACACCGGUAUUUCGUGCGGAGAAGAGCGAUACACCGCGCCACUUGAGUGAAUUCUACAUGCUGGAGGCAGAAGCAAACUUCAUGUCGGAUUUGGAUGCGCUCACGGAGCAGGUGGAAUAUCUUCUACGUGACUUGACUCGUAGGCUAUAUGAUACUACCGCUGGUCAAGAUGUCUUGUCAUCUGUCGAUCAAUUUGCUGAGAAAUCCUCCAACCCAGACGCAAAAGCGAUUUUACGUCAACGAUGGACCGCCCUAAUGGACGGCCCUAAAUGGCACCGUGUUACGUAUUCCAAAGCCAUUGAAAUGCUUCAGCGGGCAGUCGUCGAGGAUAGUGCCUCAUUUGAACAUCCUCCCACCUGGGAUGGAGGCCUACAGCUCGAGCAUGAAAAGUACAUUGUGGAAGUUUUGUACCAGGGCACCCCUGUCUUUGUCACAGACUACCCGAAGGCUGUGAAGCCUUUCUAUAUGGCCCCUUCACACGCUGGUGAUGGCAAAGGGGAGCAAGGCAACGCGCCGGGGGAGACUGUCGCGUGUUUCGACUUGCUCUUUCCGGAGAUUAGUGAGGUCGCUGGUGGCUCCUUGCGUGAGCACCGUCUGCCCCAACUUAUCGAAAACAUGCGCGAACAUGGUCUAAUCAAGCCUCGGGUUGUUGACCCCGAUAAUGUUCCCACGGAACCACUUUACCCUCACCUCUUCGCGACCGAGGACCUUGGCCACCUUCAGUGGUAUGCUGACCUUCGACGAUGGGGCUCAGUGCCUCACGGAGGAUUCGGCCUAGGAUUUGAUCGGUUCUUGGGUUAUUUGUCUGGUGUUUCCAGCGUCCGCGACGUUGUGGCAUUCCCACGGUACUUUGGCCGGGCUGACUGCUAA